Molecule: messenger RNA, 619 nt
Organism: Salvia miltiorrhiza (redroot sage)
Lineage: Eukaryota; Viridiplantae; Streptophyta; Magnoliopsida; Lamiales; Lamiaceae
Exons: 2
Coding region: 178-453 (91 amino acids)
Source: RefSeq, a predicted model, not a curated record
AUAACAAUAAUGAUGUAACCCUACUGAAACCAAACCCCGCACGCUUACACUCAUAUUUACAGACGCCGCCGCUUCCGAGGCGGCUACCGGCGAUUCUUCCCUCCAUCUCGAAGCCGCUCUGCGCUCCACCAACGACAGAGUGACUUCCAAAUUCAACGUAACUAGACGGCUUGCACGAUGGAAGCUCAGCUUCUGAAUGCCGACUCUUCCACAGCACGUGUUAAAGUCAGCCUUCACCUCGGCUCAGAGACAUAUUCAGCUGUGGCAAGCGAGGGCCUUAUCUCCGAGCAAUUGACUUCAGUGAAGGAGCAGAGCAUGAGCAUCCUCAAGGAUUUCAUCACGAAGAACAAUAUUCCAAAUGACGUUCCUGAUGAUCCGGAGGAAAUCUCUUCAGACGAUGACGAUGAAGUAUCUGCAAAGCCUCCAGUAAAGAAGUCGAAGAACAAGCAAUAGGCUCUUGUAUUUGCAACCAUUUGAGCAGAAAUCUGUUAUAAUGAAUGUCACUUUAUGCUGUGUUUUGAGAGUGUUGGGCUGCAGAUUUCUGACCAUAUUAGAUUAUCAAACCAAGAUUAGGGUUUGAUGUUUAAUUUCUAAUGUUUAUUAUCAUAUUAGUGUUUCA